Messenger RNA from Astyanax mexicanus (Mexican tetra), 2343 nucleotides. It is a transcript of the gene dmtn, whose product is annotated as dematin actin binding protein. Bases 427 to 1494 code for a protein of 355 amino acids. The record is from RefSeq and is a predicted model, not a curated record. Gene Ontology annotation, biological process: lamellipodium assembly; actin filament bundle assembly; cytoskeleton organization. Gene Ontology annotation, molecular function: actin filament binding. Gene Ontology annotation, cellular component: plasma membrane; actin cytoskeleton. The transcript has 12 exons. Lineage: Eukaryota; Metazoa; Chordata; Actinopteri; Characiformes; Acestrorhamphidae.
GGUGGAAAUAACAGCACUGUUGGAGGAUAUUUGUAGCCGUGCACAGGGAGUAUAUUAGCAAUAUAAAAAACAAAUAGAAAAAUAGAUGUGUAACCUGUAACCAUAGAAGAUGUCGUUUUUGAAGUAUUUUUUUUAUUUUAAUUAAUUGUAGAAGCAUGUAUUUUUAGUGCAUAAUAAAAAAAGCGCAGCACGGCAAAGCAGUGCAAUGAAAAUAUAGAUAUAUAUGUAUUUUUUCACAUUGGGAAUGAAUCGUCUUUUUUAAGGCGUCGUGUGGUUUAGGUGACCCAGUCGUCUCUUCCUCCUCCUGCAGAAGAACCAGCAGAACCUCCUGCAGAAGCAGCAGAACCAGCGGAGCCGAGCACCAUAGAACCGCGCAGAGCUGUACGGCCUCCAGCAGCAGAGAGGGUAUUAUAGAGGACAGCGGUCAUGCAGAAGGCAGGGACGGCUCCGUCCUCACGGGGUCCCAGCGCUCCCGGAUCUCCAGCUACUUCUAUUGUGGCCAGGAUGGAUAAUCAGGUGAUUGGUUAUAAAGAUUUGGCAGCUAUUCCUAGAGAUAAAGCCAUUCUGGAGGUGGAGCGUCCUGACCUGAUGGUGUACGAACCUCACUUCAACAUCUCCGCUCUGGACCGAACCGGCCUUUCCCGCAGCAGAGAGAGGUCCAUGUCUCCUCACUCCAUCUCACCCCCUCCGUCCCCUGAGAUUUUUGCCUCCAGAGAGCAGAAGGUGUGGUCUGAACAGGGUUCACCCGGCGGAUCCACCAUGGGCUCUACAGUUCAGCUCCGCAAAAUCAGCGCCACCAAAGGACCCCUGCAGCACUUCCACAGGCCAGAUAAUGGAAGCAACAUCUACAACAAGCCUCCCAUCUAUAAGCACGCUCCCCAGGAGGCACCUGCACCAUCCCAUAAUAAACACAAAGAGGAGGUCAUCAUCAUAUCCUCCAAAUUCCCAGCUGCCCAACCCCCUGACCCCACCCAGCCAUCGAAGAUCGAGACCGAAUACUGGCCCUGCCCACCUUCUCUGGCUAGCGUGGAGAUUGAAUGGAGGAGGAAGGCGGAGGAGGAGGGCAGGGCUGUGGAGGAUGAUGAGUUUGAGGACCUGACUGAAGACGCCAAGAGACUGCAGGAACAGGAGCUAAAUAAGAUCCAGUCGAACUUGGGUAAACUGAUCCUAAAGGAGGAAAUAGAGAAAUCUGUUCACAUCCGGAGGAAAACUCGCUCCCUACCCGACAGGACACACAUGCACUUAGGUUCCAGUGGAGCAUCUAAAUCUGCCUCGUUACCUCCCUGCAGUCGCUCAGGACUCACCCGGCUGCAGUCAGCUGACUUCACCUCCACAGACGGCGACAAACCCAGAACAGGUACAGCCGACACAACAUACAGCAGAUCUGAUCAUUCUGCAGUUAUUUACAAUCUUAUACCUAUACCAGCUGGCCAUUUUAUCAGAAACACUUAUGAAGCUAUAACGUUUGGACACACCUCUUCCCAUUUAAUGUGAUUUCUCUCUGUUCAUGAUUUUUUUUACAUUGUAAAUUUAAUAAUGAAGUCUAUAUUAACGCUCUGCUGAUUAGAACCCUGACAACAGUCAACAGUCAGACGCUCAUUGCUAUCUUGGUAACAAAGGCACGCUACCUGUACACCCCCACUUAUUACAUACAUACACACAGCAGCAUAAACCCAACUUUUACAUCAACAAUAAACAGAAUAUUAAAUAAAAUAACAUUGCUUUUGCCGUAAAUGAGCUGCUGGAGCUCCUUCACAGUGUGAACGAGCAGCUCAGUUUUCUCUGUUGAGAAGCGUUGCACACAUCCAGGUAGCUGCACUGUUAAAAUAGCAAUCCACCAAAGUUAGAGCGCACCUGACUUUUGAAGGGAAUGAUCAGCAAGUGACACGCUGACCGUUUAAUUUUUUAAUUUUGCCCAAAACACACCCAUGAUUAAUUAGUAGAAUUAGUACGUCUUUUGCAUAUUUCUAGUUGCACAAGUUGCUCUUUUCCUGUCGUUACGAUAGCAAAGACACACAGACACACCCUAAAUCAGGCUGCAUGGUGCAUGGCACACAGCUCACCUAUAGAUCACUAAAAUAGGGCCCACAGAAUGAGAAGGUGCGUGCAAACUUUUGCUACUUUUUUGCUACUUUAAUUAAUGGAAUAGAUGAAAGUUUAAGAAUGUACUGUAUAUGGUGCCGUCAAAUAUAGUUUAUCCUAUUAUGAGGGCAUCUAUAGAGCAUUUUAUAAUGUUUUUACACCUGUAGGAGGACCAUAUUCAGCACUGCUUCCCACAUUAUCAUCUUCAAUUUCUAUAAGAAGACGUAUCCUAGAGGGCAUUUUAGGCCAUGGAGUCACUAG